This is a messenger RNA of Knipowitschia caucasica, 555 nucleotides long. The record is from the annotation of a GenBank genome assembly. Lineage: Eukaryota; Metazoa; Chordata; Actinopteri; Gobiiformes; Gobiidae.
AUGUCCACAAUCCAGUGUAUCUUCCUCAACACUAUUGGUCAGGGCAUAGGGGAGAAGUACGACAGUGUCCGCCGAGAUUUAAAAACCCUCUUAGGCGAUCCCACUUUUAGUGAUGAGGCACUGCUCCGCCAAGUAAUAAAGACUACAACUGAAGAAAGCGAGAGAAAGCGCAGAUUUGGCCGCAGCUCUACCCCUAAAGUAAGUCAUGCCCAUGCAACCAACACGGAGUCCAAAGAGAAAGCAAAGGACAAUGUGAAAGUGAACCAAAUCGACAAAGACUCUACACUCCAAAGACUAAGCGCUCAGGUUGAAGCACUCACCCGAGCUAUGGAGAGUUUGAAAGCAAUAACAGCUCCUGAACAGAGAGACUUAAAACCUCAAUCAGAGAGAAAACCACGAGAAAGAAAGAGCUGCCAAAACUGUGCUUCCCAGUCCAAUCCGAACUGUAACCACUGCUUUGUCUGCGGAGAGGAAGGGCAUCGCGCCGUCGGGUGCCUGAAGAGGACCAAGUCAUCGGGAAACUGGAGACGGUCAGGGCAGAGGGACCACCCUUGA